GCCCGCUGAAGCCGAGGGCGGAACUGGCGGAAGUGACAUUAUCAACGCGCGCCUGGAGUUCAGGAGGGUCGAGAAGGGUCGCCGUGGCGGGUGCCUGGGCCGCCUGCGGCUUAGCUUCGUGUCCGCGGCCGUUAGCAGUCUCUGCCGGGACUCCAGUUUUGCAUGCAGUCACAGGAAAUGUGGAAGGAAUAAGAUUUCAGCAUUAUAAGACAGCGUCACUGUUUCUUGGUGUAUGUGAAGAUAACCCAGAGAGCUGAGGAAGUUGCUAAGAAGAGUGUGCUGGGGAUGGUCCAGGAAAAGACCGAAUGCUGAGGCGAGUUCCAGUCCAAAGGGUUUUGAUUUGCUAAGAAGAAAGUGAGCGUCAUGGAUCAGAACAACAGCCUGCCGCCUUAUGCUCAGGGCUUGGCCUCCCCUCAGGGUGCCAUGACUCCUGGAAUCCCUAUCUUUAGUCCUAUGAUGCCUUACGGCACAGGACUGACUCCACAGCCUAUUCAGAACACCAAUAGCCUGUCUAUUUUGGAGGAGCAGCAAAGGCAGCAGCAGCAACAGCAGCAGCAGCAGCAGCAGCAGCAGCAGCAGCAACAGCAGCAGCAGCAGCAGCAGCAGCAACAGCAGCAGCAGCAGGCAGCGGCAGCAGUUCAGCAGUCGACAUCCCAGCAGGCGACACAGGGGGCCUCGGGCCAGACACCACAGCUCUUCCACUCGCAGACUCUUACCACUGCACCCUUGCCAGGCACCACGCCCCUGUACCCCUCCCCCAUGACCCCCAUGACCCCCAUCACCCCUGCCACGCCAGCCUCCGAGAGCUCUGGGAUUGUGCCGCAGCUACAAAAUAUUGUAUCCACAGUGAAUCUCGGUUGUAAACUUGACCUAAAGACCAUUGCACUUCGUGCCCGAAAUGCUGAAUAUAAUCCCAAGCGUUUUGCUGCUGUAAUCAUGAGGAUAAGAGAGCCCCGAACCACUGCACUGAUAUUCAGCUCUGGGAAAAUGGUGUGCACGGGAGCCAAGAGUGAAGAACAGUCCAGACUAGCAGCAAGAAAAUAUGCCAGAGUUGUACAGAAGUUGGGUUUUCCAGCCAAGUUCUUGGACUUUAAGAUCCAGAACAUGGUGGGGAGCUGCGAUGUGAAGUUCCCUAUAAGGCUGGAAGGCCUCGUGCUCACCCACCAGCAGUUUAGUAGUUAUGAGCCAGAGUUAUUUCCUGGUUUAAUCUACAGGAUGAUCAAACCCAGAAUUGUUCUCCUUAUAUUUGUUUCUGGAAAAGUUGUAUUAACAGGUGCUAAAGUCAGAGCAGAGAUUUACGAAGCAUUUGAAAACAUCUACCCCAUCCUAAAAGGUUUCAGGAAGACCACGUAAUGGCCCUCGUAUUCUCCUGCCUCCCCUACCCACUUGUUUUUUUAAAACAAAUCAGUUUUGGUACAUUCAAGUGGUGGUGUUGUGGACGAGUUGGUGAGAAGCUGGACGUUCUAGUGGGUUGCUGUACCAGGGGGAGCUCUCCUGCUCGUGUCCCGCGGGGAUGCUGCGCAGGGUGUCGUUUCUGCACAGAGGACACCGCAGCGUUACUGUAAGUUGCUCACACUGUGCUGCUAUUUGGGCAGCGCUGCCCGUUAAUUUAUAUUUAGAUUUUUAAACACUUACUGCUGUUGACAGUUGGUUUAAGGGACAAAACUUUAAGUGUUAAAGCCACCUCUACAAUUGAUUGGACUUUUUAUUUUGGCUUGUUUCUUCCCCAUAAACCACAGUUUUUAUAUUUCUACCAGAAAAGAAAAGAUCUUUUUUAAAAGUGUUGUUUUCUAAUUUGUAAUUCCUGGGGGUUAUUUUUGUGCCAGACACAUUCCGCCUUUUCAGUAUUGCAGGACAGAAUAGACGUAUUAAUGAAAACGAUGGCUGUACAUAAUUGUUUCUUCAGAGUACUCUGUACAAUAAAUGCUGUUUAUAAAAGUGUUAGAUUGAUGUUAUAAAUAAUACCUUGUAAGAUUCAUGUGAUCAUACAUGUUAAAAAGUUGUAUUUUAGAUAUAAUGACUGAAAUCA
This is a messenger RNA of Equus caballus (horse), 2029 nucleotides long. It is a transcript of the gene TBP, whose product is annotated as TATA-box binding protein. NCBI's taxonomy places the organism in Eukaryota, Metazoa, Chordata, Mammalia, Perissodactyla, Equidae. The record is from RefSeq and is a predicted model, not a curated record. Gene Ontology annotation, molecular function: DNA binding; RNA polymerase II general transcription initiation factor activity. Gene Ontology annotation, biological process: DNA-templated transcription initiation.